Molecule: messenger RNA, 1267 nt
Organism: Closterium sp. NIES-67
Lineage: Eukaryota; Viridiplantae; Streptophyta; Zygnematophyceae; Desmidiales; Closteriaceae
Source: the annotation of a GenBank genome assembly
UUUCCCACGCACCAGGCAGUCCACCCCACUCGCUUCACCACCCCACUCUCAUCUGCCUGCCGCUUUCCUCACGCCAUGUCCGCGCUUCACGCUCCCCUCCUCGGGGCGCCUGCGAUGGCGACUCCUUUGAUGUUGCCGUUGGGGUCAAGCGGGCGACGGCUCGGAUCAGCUCCACGGGUCGCGCGCUUUUCAGCGGAGAGUGCCGCGGGGCGGAUACGGCGAGCGGCAAUAACCGCCUCCUCCUCCUCCUCCUCCUCACAGCAGCAGCAGCAGCAGCAAGAUCCAGCCCCAGCAGCAGCGCACCAGGCCAAGUCCCCCCAACUAGCAGCAGCAGCAGCACCCGGCAUGUCCAGGCGAUCAAUGUUAGCAGCAGUGACCCUAGGCAUCGGUCUAGGCCACCUCGUAUCCGAAAUCGACACUGGCGCUGGCGCUGGUAUCGGCUCAGGGGCGGGGGCAGUGCGGGGAGCGGCGGUUGCGGCGGUGGGCAGUGACCGGCCCAUGGAGUCGUACGACGAGCAGCGGCUGCUGGAGCAGAACCGCCGCAUCCACCGCCUCAACCAGGCGCCCGACAACUUCCCUGGGUUCAUCCGCCAGGGUUUCGAGGUGAAGGUAGUGACGGGCCCCGAGUACAUUGUGUCGCCCACAGGGUUGAUCUACUGGGACAUAGUGGACGGCCAGGGAGAGCCCCCAUCGUCAGGUCAGGAGGUGGAGUUCAACUACAUUGGGUUCAACGAGGCGGGCCGGCGUGUGGACAGCACGUACCUGCAGGGAAGGCCCGCCAAGACUAGAGUCGGCAUCAACGGCAUGAUCCCAGGGUUUGAGGAGGGCAUCAGCGGCAUGAGGGCAGGGGGUCGCCGGCGCAUCAUCAUCCCCCCUGAGCUUGGACCUCCGACGGGCCCGUCCACGUUCUUCAGUGCCAAGCAGUACGAGGUAUUUGACAUCGAGCUGCUGGCCAUCCGCAGCUGCGAGCGCCGCCAGAUCGUCUUCUACUCGGAUGUGGUGUGCCAGUGAUGGGAUGGGACAGUAGUACACUUCCCACCGCGGAUCAGACCGAUGCUGCUGCUGGUGAAUGCUGAGUGGCGAGUGGUGAAUGGUGGUGAUGCUGGUGGCGCUGGUGGCGGUGUGACGAUGGGACACUGAUACACGUAGGGGAUGGAUCUCUUUGUCAAACAUAUCUAUAACUCAUGUUUGUAUAGACUGUAUAGGGUCACCUCUAAGAGGGUACAACACUCUUAGGUAUAUACCCUUGUACUCUCAUUCUAAACUC